Messenger RNA from Arabis nemorensis, 1533 nucleotides. The record is from the annotation of a GenBank genome assembly. Lineage: Eukaryota; Viridiplantae; Streptophyta; Magnoliopsida; Brassicales; Brassicaceae.
AUGACGGGGGAUCAUGACGCGGCUCCGACCGAUUCAACAGCAGUCAACGAUGCUUCUCGGACAAGGCAAAGGAGAAAGAGAAAGUGGGAUCAGCCAGCGGAGCAACUUGUUGCUGCUGCUGGAGUUGCAAAUGUGGCUCCAUUGUUUUCUUUGGCUCAGCCAUAUUCAUCACUUCCAAAUCUUAGUCAACCUAAGAUCCAGGAUGAGUUGCCCAUAGCACGAGAAAUUGUUAUCAACGAUGCUGAGGCUUCUCUUAGGCACAGGCUUACUAAACGCUCAACUCAAGAAGAAAUUCAGAGGUCUACUGGUGCUGUGGUGAUUACUAGGGGCAAGUAUCGUCUUCCAAAUGCACCUCCUGAUGGUGAAAAGCCGUUAUAUCUUCACAUAUCUGCUGCUGCCCAUUUAAAAGAGACUGCAGAACGUAUACUAGCGGUUGAUCGUGCAGCAGCUAUAAUUGAGGAGAUGAUGAAACAGAAAUCAAAUUCGCAGAUUGGGUUGGUUGGUUUUCCGACAGUCAAGGUACUGAGCGCAUGCGUGUAUCUGGGUUUUGAAGCCGACCCAUCAUCUAAUGUUGCUGCUCGUAUUCGUGGGCCUAAUUUUUUACUUUCUCACUCCAUGAAUUCGAGAGAUUCUAAUGGUGAAGCUCUCUCUGACAUCUCCGUGCAAUCUGGAGAGAACUUUUUUUGUGUUGGUGGUGGUUGGCUUUCCUACAUGCAGGAUCAGUAUAUAAAUCACAUUAUGAAUGAAACAGGAGCAACCGUUGUACUACGAGGGCGUGGUUCAGGGAGCCUUGAGAACCAACAUGGCGAAGAAGCACAUCAACCAUUGCAUUUAUUGUUAUCUAGCACCAACCCAAAGAGUAUUGAUGAUGCAAAACGUUUAGCUGAGAAUCUUAUGGAUACAAUCAGUGUAGAAUUCGGGGCUUCAAGGGUUUCCUCAAGCAAGGUGUACGGUGCAGUACCACCACCUCAGCAACUGGUUUCAGGAGCUCCUGAAAUCGAGCAAAAGCCAAAUUUGAGUUCAACAUAUGGUUUGAUGAGAUCGAUACCCAUCAUAUCACCACCAAGUGUUGUUCAUCCGUUUUCAGUUCCUCCGGCAACAACUCUUUAUCCUCAGUUUCCAGUAUUGCAGCCUUCAGGGAUAUCAAAUGACGGGCACUCGAGACCUGGUCCAGUCAGUUACUUACAGCCCAUGGCUGGGGGAACUAGCUAUAGUGGGUAUGCUGGAAUAUACCCUCAAGCCACUCCACUUCAACAAGUUGCUCAAGUCCUUAGGCAAUCAGUUUCUCCUGUUAUCUCCACUGUGCCUCCGACUGUGCUGACAGCUACUUCCUUAUCAAAACCAAGUGAUGUUUCAAGUAAGGAAAAGGAAAGGCGUCCACCCCAAAAGCGAAAGUUUCAGGAGCUACCAGCUGAUUGUAAAGUCCCAGCAAAAGCCAAAGAGGGUAUUCUUAAUAUUGGAGGCACCAUGUGGUCGCAGUCAUUCUUACUUCAACUUGGCGAUCAGAAUCAGAACCUUACCCAGACUUUUUAA